Messenger RNA from Pseudophryne corroboree (corroboree frog), 685 nucleotides. Its product is annotated as DNA translocase FtsK-like. The record is from RefSeq and is a predicted model, not a curated record. The transcript is spliced from 4 exons. NCBI's taxonomy places the organism in Eukaryota, Metazoa, Chordata, Amphibia, Anura, Myobatrachidae. Bases 226 to 669 code for a protein of 147 amino acids.
CGGGAUUGGGAGGAGCCUGUGCGUACUCUUAUUCCGCCAGAAGUGGUUGGUGCGACUCAUGUCCGGGAUUCGGAUCGCCCAAGGCAGGAUGUACGAAAGAGACGCAGCACAGCCAGGCCACAACCCACACUGCCAAGAGAUGCAGAUGCUGGCGAUGCAGGUCCUUCUUCAUCAAACACCCCUCCACUAAGACGACCAUCACAGGGCUCGGAUAGUCUCCAUAAGAUGGGUACCAAGAGACGCCGUGUUGAGGCGGAAUAUCCACCCGCAUCCUCACCACCACAACGGCGCAUCUCUACAGUGUCGUCCCAGCCACCACAAGCCAUUUUGGCCAGUCCACAAAGCGAGGAACCACAAUCCCCUCAGCUGUCUGAACCACCCAUCAUGCCCGAGGAUACCCAGCAGGAAACUGACUUGCAGGAAUCGUACACACUACACCUGCAAGCGAUUGAUCCAAACCAGCCAACCACGCCGCAGGACAUAACCCAACCACCCCAAACAUCCCACAGCCCCCAAUUGAGCCCAACACCACCCCAGCCACAAAUGGGCCCAGAGUUUUGGUCCAGUUGGGCCACACAACAGGCGCAACACUAUGCCUGUCUGAACACCCACAGCUUGCCAGUCUGCCCCUUCAUCUGCCUAGACUCAGUCGGAACUCAGGCAGACUGAUUGUUCAAGUUGGCAG